Messenger RNA from Alosa sapidissima (American shad), 2368 nucleotides. It is a transcript of the gene soul3, whose product is annotated as heme-binding protein soul3. The transcript is spliced from 5 exons. NCBI's taxonomy places the organism in Eukaryota, Metazoa, Chordata, Actinopteri, Clupeiformes, Clupeidae. Bases 333 to 1172 code for a protein of 279 amino acids. The record is from RefSeq and is a predicted model, not a curated record.
UCAGCAGUCCACUGGAAACGUCACGUAGCCUACCGACGUGCGUCGCCGAAGUGUUGCGAUUUUACACAGCAGAUACAAAACAGCACCGUUGUUUAGAUGUUACUUGUGCUCGCUAUAUACAAAAUAAGAACACUGUGUAGAUAUCGAAAUGAGAAUCAACGCAUGGCUGGAUAGCGAUCAGCUAUUUUCGCCGCCUCUUCGACUACCAUCACGCCUAAUCGCUAUAUUUAGUAGCAUAGCGAUAUUGUAGUCUAAACGUUAUUUAUUUAAGUUCAAACGCUGUGAUCAGUGGCGCAAUAAAACAUAGAGACGAAACAUUACCCGAAGAAAGUAUGGACAGCGGAGGGUGUCCAUUAAAUGGUGGAGGGGGCGAAAGUCGCAUAAACGAGGACAACAGGGGAUCCCAAUACGGGAUGAUCACACUGGAAGAUCUCGAGUCUUUCUCGGAGGACCAGCUCUCCGACUCCGGGAACGGGAGUUUGGAAGAGGGCGAAACCAUGGAUGAGGACGAGAAUAACGACAGACUGCUGCAUUACUGGCAGGACGUGGCGAGAGGACAUCGUGUGGAGGUUCCUGGAGACAUGGCACAGCCAAUUCAGCAGAUCACCAGCAACAACAAUGGUGCACACACUCGCGAGAAGGUCCCGUUCACACUCAUCGGCCGAAAGGAAAAGUGUGGGGACGUGCACUAUGAGAAGCGCCACUAUGAGAAAGCCCAUUGGGCCUGCAUCACAGUCUCCGAGGAAACGUAUGAGCAGAGCAUCUGCUACGGCUUCAUGAGGAUCAUGAGAUACAUCUGCCAGCAAAACUCCGCAGGUAACUACUUGGGCAUGACGCUGCCCAUUGUGACUGUGGUGCACACAGACGAGAUGCGCAGGGACCUGAUGCGCGCCGUAACUGUGGCCUACUACCUGCCCGACCAGCACCAGGCCCAACCUCCACAGCCUCAUGACGCGGACAUAGUCAUUGAGGAGUGGCCCGCCGCCAUCAUCUACUCCAGACCUUUCACUGGGGCAACUAAUGAAGUAACGAUUGUUAACGAAAUCCAGGCCCUGUCAGAGGUGCUGGAUACACCUGGCGACUGCGUCAACGACACCUUCAUCAUUGCCGGAUACACCAACCCUGCUCACGCCAACCGACAAAAUGAGAUCUGGUUCCUGGAGAGGCGCUGAAUGCCUCGGUUUUCUUCUCUGAGUCCCGCUAACCUUCAGAGACAAACUUCACUUAAGUCCAGUCCAAAACCGACCCAUUUUAUCCCAUCACACUCCCUUCAUCAGUCCCUACUCACCAACCUUACAAAGGCACACCUUGACCGUCCUCAAUCCCAUUAGGAGGGAGUUCUGGGCCAGGGGUGCUGUGGUGGGAUGGGGCCUGGGAAUGGGCUUCAAUUACCCUCAUGGGAUGGGAUUUCCAGCCCAGUGCUAGUCUACAGCCUUAGGGCCAAGAGAGACUUCAUGUAAUCACACAGUUUCUCAUUAGCACAGCGUCUCUGUUGUCCAAGCUACCCACAGCCUCAACUCUGAUAUAAAACACCCCAUCCCCACGCCCUCAGAAAGUCUACAGAUAAAAAAGACAAGGGACGACUUUUGUUCAGAGAGGAUGACAUUUUGCUAGGGCCAUGGGAAAAAAGUGACACUCUAUAGUGAAUCUUAAAAAGAAUGCUACAUUGAGGCUUGCCUUUGUCUCUGUUACAGUCAUAAGAAAAAUAUUUCUUUUAGUCUAAUUUAGACAAAUACUCUGGAAGGGGUAGGAGGGGAUUAUUACAAGUACUAUCCAGUGUAACAACUACUACUUGGUGACUGGUUUCUGUAGGAUGACAGAAAGCACAGAUGGUGAUUGAAAGGUAACAAACCUGGUCAAUUUCAGCAGCACUCAUCAAGUACAACCACCCCAAGUCCUCAUGCACAACUUUAGACACUUAAACCAGUUGAAUGUAUGAACACUCUCUCACGCAGAUACAUGUAAACUCAUAGAGUAACAGUGACCUCUUAUUCUGCCAACCUGAAAAUCACUGCAUCACUACACAACCAAAUAUUCAAAUUCUCACUUUCUUCCUGUAUGACAAUCAAGCAUGCCUUUUCCGCAUGCCGCAUUUUCUCGCUCUUAAUUCUCUAAGCCAUGCUGUGAACAUACUGUCCCACACACACACACCACACGAACAUACACACUCUAACACAGUUUCUGAUAUACCUCUAUCAAUCUAUUUCUUACUUUACCUUGUGUCAGUGUUGACAGUGAGAAAGCACUUCUUGCCAGCUAACUUUGGCAACACUCAGCGACCUAGUAGGAGCAGUAAUAUGCUUGUUUGAAUGAGAGUAUGUAGAACUAACGUAGAAUGAUAUAUAUAUAUAUAUAUAUAUAUAUAUAU